AUGUCGUUAAUUGACAAGAUUUCGUUGUCAUAUUCUAUGGAGGAUUUUCUGGGAUGGUCGGGAAAGGGGGAUGGCAUAUUCUCGGUCAGAUCUUGCAGACAUUCGUUAUAUGGUAACUCUGAAGGGAGUUUUGAGUGGAAGAAGUGGGCUUGGGAUGGUUUGGCCCCAUCGAGGGUUCAAACAUUUUUAUGGCAGAUUUGUCAUAAGAAGUUAGCAGUCAUAGUGGAAUUGAAGAAAAGGAGGAUUUCUUUAACGGAUGUUCUUUGUCCUUUAUGUCAUUCCCAGGAUGAAUCUAUAGCUCACUUGUUCUUAUCGUGCUCUGUUGCUUCGGAAUUGUGGUGUAAAUUUCUAAGGUUAUGGGAUAUCUCUAUUGUUUUGUCUCAUGAUCCUUCUUCUAUUCUUUGCUUGUGGUCGAAUCUUAAACAUAAUUCUAUUAUUUGGAGGUUCAUUGCGGCUAUCAUUUUCUGUUCGGAUUCAGACAGAUCUCUAGUAGGGGAUCCUACGCGGGCUGAUCAAUUUCACAUAAGUACUAGUACUAAGAAGGCUAUUGGUUGGUCUCAUCCACCAUCGGAUAUGUUCAAACUCAAUGUUGAUGGGGCAGUGACUGGAGAUGGGAUGCAUGGUGGUAUUGGUGGUGUUUUGAGUGACUUUCAACAGCUCUUUAGCUUCUUUCUCUUCUGCAGUAGGGCCUGCUGCAACCUGCCCCUAUUUUUCACUAAUUUGGUAGAGGAAAUUGGAGCUCUUGUUACUGCUAAGGGUGUCAUUCUUAGAUGGAUUCCUAGGAGUUGUAAUGUGGAGGCUGACAGGUUUCUUUGUGUUAGAUGA
This is a messenger RNA of Hibiscus syriacus, 825 nucleotides long. RefSeq lists its product as uncharacterized. Lineage: Eukaryota; Viridiplantae; Streptophyta; Magnoliopsida; Malvales; Malvaceae. The transcript has 4 exons. Bases 1 to 825 code for a protein of 274 amino acids. The record is from RefSeq and is a predicted model, not a curated record.